AUGUUGAUCGGAUCUCGCUUUCUUCACACUGUUAAUAAAAAACAACUUAACGAGCCACCUUUUUCCAGGUCCACUGACGGUCUACGUAGCAGUCAAGUAAUAUUUAUGAAUCAUUUCUGGGUUUUUACAUUCGCCUGCGCAAUUUUCAUAAUCGUACACUCUGCGCCGAACUGGGGCCCACUGCCCAAUGAAUAUUUCCAAGAAUUCUAUGACCAUUACAGUGAAAAUAUGCAAAAUCACGUCGAAUAUCUCAAGCAUGUACACGAGGCACACCAUGAAAAUCAACACAGGGUGCAUGAAAAAUUCCAAGAGAACUUCUAUGACGUAAACGAAAGACAACAAGAAGGAUCGGAAAGUGACCAGGAGGCGUAUGAAAGAUCACAAGAGGACCUGAGAUCUGCAGGCAGCGACAAGAGAAGUACACUGCAUGGACGAGGCAAUCCACAAAUCGGCGAAAGAGAGGCUAAGUCCUUCCUUCGACGAACAAACGUCGUAGUAUAAACAAGCAAGCAAAUAAAGCUACAUGAAAGACUAUCCUCACCUGGUACAUCCUGUGACAACACGUGACAACAUCAAAUUCUACUCACACAUUCAA
Molecule: messenger RNA, 595 nt
Organism: Pocillopora verrucosa
Lineage: Eukaryota; Metazoa; Cnidaria; Anthozoa; Scleractinia; Pocilloporidae
Source: RefSeq, a predicted model, not a curated record